GCUCUGGCUGGGAGGCGGACUGAGGGCGGCGGCGGUGGCGGGCCACGGCAACAGCGGUUGCCAGGUGCCGGCGUUGCCGCCUUGAGACCCGUAAUAUGGCGGGGAGGAGAAGGAGGAGACGGCGGCGGAGCGGGCUGCGCUCUGCGGAGAUAGCCUGAUCCCUUUGUCUCCUCCCGAGUCGUGGAGGGAGAGAGAGUCCGAAGGGGUGCGGAAGGGAAGUAGCUUAAUUGUGUGAUAAUGGAGGAAUAUGAGAAGUUUUGUGAGAAAAGCCUUGUCAGAAUCCAAGGAGAGUCAUUAUCUCGAGAAACUUUUGCACCUGUUCAGCCUGAGAACAUUUCACUCAUUCGUUUCCAUGGAGUUGCUGUGCUUUCUCCUUUGCUUGGUGUUGAAAGAAGAAAGGAAAUGCAGCAAGAGAAGCAGAAAGCACUUGAUAUAGAAGCACGCAAACAGAGUAGUAGGAAGAAAGCCUUACUGAAUCGUGUCCAGGAGAUCUUGGAAAACGUGCAGGUCAGAAAAGCGCCAAAUAUAAGUGAUUUUGAUCAGUGGGAACCUGAGGCAGUUUAUCUUAAUUCAGAAGUCAGAGACUCGGAUGUUCCCACAAUGCUUCCAAAUGAUAGUUUGCCAAGUCUUACUGAACAGUCUGCCUCAAUGAAGGUUGAAGAGACUAUGGAAAUUUUGCCGUCUGAUACCACUGCUCAUGUAAAACUGAAUGGGACAGAUUCAGAUAAAGGUAUAGGAGCAUGCAUUUCUGUCCAACAAAGUAACAGCCCCAAUCCUGACCCUUUAGGAAAGGAAACUUCUCCAGAGACAUCUUUAGGUACCUCACAGGAGACUCUUAUUAUAGAGGAUAUCCCCAAAAGAGAAGAGUUGGAGCCCUCCCCGGUUGAGGAAGCCACCUCAGAUCCUUAUAUGAUGAGCCUUCAGAACCUUAUGAAAAAGUCAAAGGAAUACAUAGAACGAGAACAAACUCGACGCAACCUGAGAAAUAACUCCAAGAAGAGCAUCACUGAGAGCCACUCAGACAAAGAGAAUGAUGCUGUUAAGAUGAGUGACUCUGGGAAAGAGAAUGCAAGGUUUAUAAGCAAAAGUUGUAGUUCAGUUUCACUUGAUAAACCAAGCCUUAAUAAAUCAAACAUUCUUCUCCAAAGUGCUACCACCCAGAUGAGCAGCAUGAAUGCUUUAGCUUUAGCCAGCUUCUCCAAAGUGGAUAUACCCAUUCGAGUGGGCACACCCACUCUUCUGGAUUCAGAUGAAGAUGAAGAUUUUAAAGUCACUUCCACUUUUGAUCCCGAAAGUAGCAUUGUCAAGAGUUUUAUGGGUUCCUAUGCCAAGUUACCUAGUCCAGAGCCAAGUGUGAGUCCUAAAAUGCAUCGGAGACGACCUAAGUCUUCUUCAACAGGUCACAUACUUAUAAAUAACCCAGUAAAUGCCUAUGAAUUGAGUCCCAAAGAAAAAGGAAGGGCCAUGGAUUUAAUCAUACAAGAUGUCAAUGAAAAAACAAAUGUACAUGAGUCUGUGCCAAAAUUUGCUAUUGAAUUAAAUGAAGUUUGUUCUAGCGAAGUUCAUGUUGUCAGUAAAAAUGCUUCUGAAACUGGAGGUGAAGAAUCAAUCUUAGGUAAAUCAAAUGAAAUGUGUCAGCAGUUAGAAAACAAAGUCAUUCAUGUGAUGGCUACAAUGGAGGGUCAAAUAGCAUCUGAUGGGAGAGAACUACACAAAACAGACAAUAAUUGUACCAUAGUUCCAAAAUUGCAUGAGCCAUAUGCAACAAGUGAGUGCAUGGUAAGUCAAAAGUAUGGAAUAAUGAAUGUAAUCAAGCCAACGAGUGUGUUAGAAAAAACCUGUAAUUCUCAAGUGGAACUGAAUAAAUCUUAUGAUGUACAAAACCCAUCUCCGCUACUGAUGCAGUGCCAGAAUAAAAGGCAGCAGGUGGAUAUGCCAAAUAGGCCCUGUGGAAAUGAACAGUUUGUGGAAAACAGUCUUGAGAAGGUUAAGCGGAGACUUGAUUUGGAUGUUGAUGGCUUGCAAAAAGAAAACAGCGCUUAUAUCCUAACAGCUGGAACAGCUGAACAGGAGAGACGAUGGAUACAGGAAAAAAGAUUUCCUAAGGGAUCCGUCUACAUUAACAAGAAUGAGAUGCUAGAAAUUAGUUCCAGAGAAGGAGGAGAGAUGCUAAAAAAUAAGAUGUUGGCUUUCGAAGAAAUGAGAAAGAGACUUGAAGAACAGCAUGCUCAGCAGUUAUCAAUACUUAUAGCUGAGCAGGAGAAAGAGCAAGAGAAAUUACAAAAGGAAAUAGAAGAACAGGAGAGAAUGUUCAAAGACAAGAAGGAAAUUACAGCAGAAACGCCUGAAGCGAACCUUAACAAUGCAGUGGAAUUAGAAUGGAGAAAAAUAAGUGACAGUGACUUGCUGGAAACAAUGCUAUCCCAAGUGGACACUCUCCAUGUUGCAAAUUCAGAUAGUUCUGGUUUUACAAAUUCUGCCCUACAACAUAGCUUUGGUUCUACCAGUGAAGUACCAUUCUACCUCUGGGGAUCGUCAACUAGUGGUUUGCCCAAAAUUCCAGUAACAAGACCUCUUGGAAGGGGCAAACCUAGAUGGUCUCAGCUUUUUAGUCUAGAAGUACAAGCAAAAUUUGAGAAAAUAACUGCAGUGGCAAAAGGAUUUCUUACUCGUAGGCUCCUGCAGACAGAAAAAGUGAAACAUCUCCGGCAAACAGUAAAAGAUACUAUGGAGUUCAUAAGAAGUUUUCAGUCAGAAGCUCCAUUAAAAAGAGGAUCUGUUUCAGCACAAGACGCUUCUCUCCAAGAAAGAGUGUUAGCUCAGCUUCGAGCUGCCUUAUUUGAUAUUCAUGACAUAUUCUUCAUAAUGGAUGCAACAGAAAGAAUGUCCAUUUUACAUCAUGAUCGAGAAGUGCGUAAAGAAAAAAUGCUUAGACAAAUGGAUAAAAUGAAGAACCCACGAGCAUCUCUUUCAACUGCAACACAGAAAUCUCUGGAUAGGAAGAAGUACAUGAAGGCUGCUGAAAUGGGAAUGCCAAAUAAGAAAAUUCUCAUCAGACAAAAGCCUUCUGAAACAAGAGUACUUCAGCCAAGUCAAGGACAGAAUGCCCCUAUUCAUAGGCCACUUUGUAGACAAGGAACCCCUAAGACAUCAGUGAAGGGGGUUGAGCAAAAUAGAGAGAAGUCCUCAGACAACAGAAUGCGUAACAGAGUGCGUGUUUCAGGAGCAUAUGCAGGAAAAACCCAAAGAAAGCAGCCAAAUGUUGCGACAAUUUAAGAAGACAGCAUUCACUAGGAUAAAACAAUGUGGUCAUGCUCAUGUAUUUUUUUUUGCCCAAGAAAGUGAAGUGGAAGGUUGAGGAUUAUUCACUAAUGUAGAGAAAUCCUACUGUAAAUCCAUUUUUUCAUUAAUAAUAGGUUUAGGUGGGGAAAAACUUAAUACAGAGAAAAAUACUUUAAGUCUGUGCUUUAACUGUGUAGUCACAAUUUUGAUAUUUCUGUGUAUAGGUUUGCAAAAGAUGUAUAUUUUCCAGAUUUUAAGGACAUUUGAACUGUUCUUGUGAAAGAAGAUUGAAAAGAUGUGGCAAAAUGUUUAUCAGUUCAGAAAACACACACAUUUUACUUAUUAGAAACUUGUAACUGUACUAUUGCAUCUGGUAAACAAAUUUCAUGAUACCUUGUUCCAAGAGAGAAUAAUGUAGAAGCAUAUUUUGUUGGUUUUUUAACUUUUUAAAACAAUUUUCAGUAGACUCUCAAUGGAAUUAAGUCCCAAUUUGUAAAUUUUGCUAUGGACUAACAGGCACUUAUAUAAACUGAAACUGUGGUUUAGGGAGCAUAAAUUGGAUGAAAAUUAACAUAGAGUGAAAGUUUGGAAUAUUGUUUUUGGUCACUUCUGCCUAAUUAUUCUUCUUCUGGAUACCUGUAUGCCAACAGGAAUAUCAAAUUUCCAUGUAUGUUACUAAUAUUUGUUAAAGCAUUUUCAUAGGAUUGUCACUUCAUCUCAUGGAAAGAGAAUUUUUUGAGAAGAUAGCACAAUCUUCUUGAAUAUAUCAUAUUUAGGAAUGUACUAAAUCUACUGUAGUUUAAAAAAACACAAGUUAUUGCAUGCAAUUAUAUUUUCUAUUUGAGUAGAACAAUUUUUUCCAGCAGUUUUGCUCCUUUAUGACAUUCUGCUUUUUCUAGGAUGCUUAAUUUUGGAGAGAAUAAAGGGCUGUAUCUAAUCCAAAUUUUCAAAUAGGGGUUUAUUUUUAAUGUAUGGAUUACUAUGUGUAUAUAUGUGUGUAUAUAUACACAUACAACACACGCAUUAUUAUAUAUACACAAAUACCUGUGUGCUUUUAUAUACACAUAAAAGUGAAAUUAAAAACAUGACCCAGAAUAACAGGAGCCAAGAAAACUUAAUUUUUUCUUUUAGAGAGAAUUUCAUUUGUUGUUUAUCAAGACAUUUUGGCAUCCUAAGGAAAAGGCUUUGUGCUUCUCUUAUAUAUAAAUGUGGACCUUUAAUCUUUCAAACUAGAAUUUUAAAGAGAGAUGAUGUUGAAUUUUAGAGAGAGUACUGUUAAUUUUGUAAAGCAGAGUCUACUUAAGUGAAUGCUGGUUUUCUCCAAUUUUCUGCUCCAUUUAAAAAUCACUUUUUGCCUCCAACUAUAGACAGAAAACAACUACUCUGGGAAUAAACUUGAUAAUAAUUCUUGGGAUUUUUACAUAAUUUAUUGCCUGAGUGAACCAGAAAAUUAUAGGAGAGCCAGCAGAAUGCCCUAGUUAGAUUUCUUAUUAAUAAGUGAAACAUAUCAAAUUGUUUACUACUUAAAUAUGAGAAACCUUGUUUUAUAAAAAUCAAAACCUCAGGAUAUUUCCGUACUUAUCACUGUAGGUCUCUCCAUUGAUAAAGUUGGAUUCAUUGGUUUGUGUGUAGCAGUGCUAAUUAGCAAGAUAAGCAAUAUGUUUUAGAGAAACUUAAGUAGUCUUAGAAUAAAGUUGAAAACGUGUAUUAUCUUUUAAUUUUAAAAAGUUUGUGUGUUAUAUUACUGUCAUCUACAAAUUUUAUUUUCCAUGGAUUUUCUCUUAAAAUGUGCCAGAUAGCAUUUUUGUGCUUUGGAUGGAUUUUUAUUUAUGUAUACUAUUUUUUAUUCAGUUUUUUUUUUAUUUUGAGUGGAAUGCCCAUUGAUUUAAAUUAUAUUUAUUUUUUUACUUAUAGUAAUUUUCACCAGCUUUGCUUCUAGGCAAGCAGCAAAAUAAACUUUUCAUCAUUAAA
Molecule: messenger RNA, 5253 nt
Organism: Trichosurus vulpecula (common brushtail)
Lineage: Eukaryota; Metazoa; Chordata; Mammalia; Diprotodontia; Phalangeridae
Gene: CCP110
Product: centriolar coiled-coil protein 110
Exons: 15
Coding region: 238-3276 (1012 amino acids)
Biological process (GO): centrosome duplication; regulation of cytokinesis; centriole replication
Cellular component (GO): centriole
Source: RefSeq, a predicted model, not a curated record